Messenger RNA from Chrysoperla carnea, 468 nucleotides. RefSeq lists its product as uncharacterized. The record is from RefSeq and is a predicted model, not a curated record. Bases 1 to 468 code for a protein of 155 amino acids. NCBI's taxonomy places the organism in Eukaryota, Metazoa, Arthropoda, Insecta, Neuroptera, Chrysopidae. The transcript has 3 exons.
AUGGAUAUCUUAUCCUAUCGAUUAACAGUUAUUGUGGCAUUAUCUGAUGCGGAAUUUAGUGAAAAUGAUAUGCCAGGACAAAUCUAUCUGAAAACUCCGUGCAUCUUGAGACAAAAUCUUAAUUUUCCACAACACUUUGAAGAAAUUUCGAAAAAUUAUAUAAUAUAUCGUUUAUUACAAUUAUUGGAAUUAUCAAGGCAAAAGGAUCAACUAACUAUACCAUUUGCACCAAUUGUAAGAGUACCAUCAACAUAUAUCCAACAAGAACCCGUGAUCAUCAGUCAACAACCUCCAACAAUUAUUUUGGAAGUAAAUCGAAAUCUAAACGAUGAAGAAGUACAUCAGAUUUUUAUAAAAAUAUCCAGCAUUUUACAAGGGUAUGGUUAUGCUACUAAAGCUGAUGUCACACGCAAUAAAGCCAAUGUAUUAAAUAAACAAAAGGGUGAAAUGCCAGCCAAACAUUCAUAA